CCACAGAAUUCUAUUAAUCAGUUUUCUUUCAGUUGAGAAACCAGGUAGUUAAAAAGGAGAAUCUUAGAGGGGGAAUACCAAAAAUGAUUCUUGCUUCGCCUAUCCUUAACCCCAAACCUAAAUUUGGGGGCCAUUCCAAGAAAUCGCUUGCUAUAUCUACCAACCCUUUCCUUCGCUGCUCCUUCUUUACUACUAAAUUCAGUUCUACUCUUCUCAAGUGUCACUGCGGCACCCACAACAAAGAUACAGAUAAGUCCACUCAAGGAUUUUCAGUGUUGACAUCAGACAUCCCAUGGAAGACUGAGAGUUUAUGGAGCACCAUGGCUCUGUAUAUGUUCAAUUUGCAUAUUCCUUUGGGUUUUGGUGGCCUUUCCAUUGUUUCUUAUCUCUUGCAUCAACCUGUCCUAGAUCCCCAGACUGAGGUUUUGAUUUAUCCUUUUUUUUAUGUCUUAAUGUUAAAAAUUGUAAUCCGAGAUUGGUCUGUAUUUUUGAGUCCCUUGUUUUUGGCUUCGUUUAGAAUUAGACAAAUGUUGGGUGCUCCAGCCUCCAGAGAUGAGGCACUAUCGUUGCUUGUAAUUGAUAUUUUGGAACUGCUUGCUACUCUCUUUCUCCUGAAGAGCACCAUUAAGCCAAACAAUAGGCUUUUGGACAUUUUCAAAGUUAACCCGGUAGAAAGGAAUUGGUUAUUAGCAUCAGCACUGGGUUUCGGAGUACUUAUUUUGUUAGUUUUCCUUACAUCAAUUGUUGUUGAUGGAUUAUAUGGGAUAAAGGAUGUAAAUAAUCUGAUACUGAAGGAAAUGCUUGUAAGAAGUGACAUCUCAAAAGGUGCUUGUAUUACCGUAUACUGCAUCAUCACACCUAUCUUAGAAGAAAUGGUAUACAGAGGCUUCAUGUUGGCAUCUCUUGCCUCAACAAUGAAUUGGAAGCAAGCAGUUGUGAUUAGUGCCGCCAUCUUUAGUGCAGCUCACCUGUCUGGUGAGAACUUUUUACAGUUGUUUGUCAUUGGGUGCAUCCUUGGGUGCUCUUAUUGUGGAACUGGAAACUUGAGUUCUUCCAUUCUCAUACAUUCUUUGUAUAAUGCGUUCACAUUGAUUAUAACUUUUUUAUCAUAGAUAACAAGUUUGAUUUCUUCUCA
This is a messenger RNA of Gossypium raimondii (Peruvian cotton), 1135 nucleotides long. RefSeq lists its product as uncharacterized. Bases 84 to 1112 code for a protein of 342 amino acids. The transcript has 4 exons. The record is from RefSeq and is a predicted model, not a curated record. Gene Ontology annotation, cellular component: membrane. Gene Ontology annotation, biological process: CAAX-box protein processing. Gene Ontology annotation, molecular function: metalloendopeptidase activity. Lineage: Eukaryota; Viridiplantae; Streptophyta; Magnoliopsida; Malvales; Malvaceae.